Molecule: messenger RNA, 3174 nt
Organism: Notodromas monacha
Lineage: Eukaryota; Metazoa; Arthropoda; Ostracoda; Podocopida; Cyprididae
Source: the annotation of a GenBank genome assembly
UUCUAUUUUUUUUAUGGUAAGAAGGUUACCCUUAGUCCCAUUACUCCUUACACUAAUGUUAAUGUUAGUGUACUUGUACUAGAGGGGGGAGGAGUGUUCACAGAGAGGCAGUUUAAAAAUACAUCACUGGGUUUUACCACAAUUUUGGAGAAACAUGGGAAAGGUUGAAGGUGUGUUAGAGUCUGAGGACUUUGAGUUGUAUGGGAAUGUUGGGGCUCAGGCUGUGGACAUGAUUGCAAGGGCUUUAAGUGGCAUCAGUGAAGAGACAGACAGUGACUCACAGAGAAAAUCAAGUGACAAAGACAAAAGGGACUCAAAUUCUGAACACAUGCCAAGUUUGCAGAAAUUUGACUCAAUGUCAAUUACUGCUGGAGAUGGAUCAAAGUUUCGACGCCGUUCUAGUAAACAUUGGGACGAAUCGGUUUACGAUACAAAUAGCAAUAAUACUCAAAGUGGAACAACGGAGGUUAUCAGCUCUGCUGCAGAGGCGACAUCUGCUCAAAUGACAGAAAAACACACGUCCGCGGAGAUUCCGAAAGCAACUGAAGAUGUCGCUGAGAAUCGGGCCUCGAAGCAUGGAAAUAAAGUUGGUUUGAAAAAAAUAGUCACCAGGAAAGUCAGAAGAAUCUUCAAAACCAAACCAGUGGUUCAUAUGAGUAAAGGAGUCAUUGUUGAAACCAAGCAAGUGAGUGUUCCUGUCCACUCAUUUCUACUUGGAGAAUCUCCAAUACCAUACCAAUUCAAGGAGCUGAAGAAAAACAAGAAGAAAAUGUCAGGUAGAAGCAGAAGAAGCAGCAACAAUACCAGGGUGGCUGAUGUCAAGGUGAAGAAAAGAUCCACUGCUGUCAAAGACAAUCCAUUACAACCCCUGCCAGAAAAUGGGAUGUCCCCUGCUGUUAAUGCCCUGCAGCAGAAGUUCUCUGAAAUGAGGACUUUUUCCAAAAACAGGGAUAUGCACCACAAUAAGGCCCCAGCAGUGCCCCCAAGGGAGCCUCAAGAGUCUCUUUUUCAAAACAACUAUCCUGUAGUCCACAGGUACUAUGUUACCCCUGCCAGUGGGAAAAAGAGGAGACAGAGGAGCAUUGGUGGGGAUGAUGAGCCCAAGCAUAGGCCAUAUACUAUGGCUGACUUUGUGCCCAAUAGAGAAGGCUUGAAAGCUGCACUAUUUGGCCAAGAUGACUCCUUGAGUUCAAAUUCAAACCAUGAGCUAAUUGGCCAUGGUAAUAAGAAAAUGGCUUCCAGGGGAAAGUCCAGAAGGAAGUCCAGGGACCAACAGCUUCAGGUGCAACCAGAAGAGCUGAUCCUGCCAUUGGACCCUCCAGCCUUAUCAGGAGGAGGCUUCUUCAAGAAAGUGUCUGACUUUUUGAGUGCCCCUGCUAUGGCCAACUCUGCUUUGUCCAGAAGGGUGGAUUCUGUCCCUGAUGCUGGUUGGCUGUUUGGCAGGAUGUUCAUUGGCAGUCAACAAAUGACUCAUGGAUCUCCCAACAACCAUGAGGACACUGUUGGCUAUGCAGCAAGUUCACCUCAAGAAGACCAGUACUCAGCAGGACCUGACACUAAACACACUGGAGGAACUACACAGUACCUAAGUUCCCAAGGACCAGCAGUUUCUCCAUCAGCUUCUGAUGCAACAGCAACUGAACACACACUAUCUCAGGACCCCUUUGAGGCCUACUGUGGUUCAAGCAAUCAGGGUUCACCAACCAAAAAUUCAAAGAAAACCAAGGAUGAGCUUGUUUCUGAAGAGACCAGCACCUCCAAGCGGCUUUCUGGGGGUAGUGAUGUGAGUGAGUGUGCUCCUAAAAUGAGCAAGGCCCAAGUCAUGUUUGAACAAGCCAAGAGUAUGAUGAAUUUGUUGAAGUUACUGAGGGAUGAAAUUGCUUACAUCAAAGAGGACAUAUUUGAGAUCCAAACCAUGCAUGACUGUUGUGGUGUGGAUGAGGUGAUGACCAGCAGGGCAAGAGCCAAGAACAGGACAGCUUUCCCAGAAGGCCCCACCAUUCAACUGGAGUCAGAGCCUUAUGCAUACCAAAUAGUGGCCUACAAAACUGUAUUGAAUAUCUGGGCAAAAGAGUAUGUGGAUGAGGAGGUGGAGAGAAGGAAGCUUGACAAGAAGUCAGUUCUGCUGAGAGGGAUGAGACUGCAGAAACAUCUCAAGGAACAAUUUAUUUGUGACCCUGCCCUGAUCAUGUCAAGGGACCUGAGACUGGAAGUGCAAAGAGCUGAGCAUUUGUUGGGGGUUGAGUUGGAUAGAGUGAGAACCUUGGAGAGAAACAUACCAAAAAUUGUAGAACUUGGAAGGAGAUUAGUUUGUUCCUGGCAAAAGAAAAAGUACCUUCAAGAAGUCAUCCAAGUGUUAUCUGGCCACCUGAGAGCCUCACCAGAUGGAGACACUGCCAUCACUCACAUGCUUGAGCUCAUGGAACCAUCCACAGACUCCUAUGACUUCCUCAGGCUCUUCUAUUCUAACCUUGAUGGUACUUCCAUAACUGAAACUAAUCCUGCUAUGGAACCCACUUUUGAGCCUCAGCUGGGCCAUGGGGUCAACUUCUGUGAGGCCAAAAAGCUCAUCCACUUCAUGAAAUACAGGCACUUGCAUCCCUGGUUCAAGUUCCCAAAGAAAAAUAAACUAGGUGGUGCUGGUCUGGAUGUAAAUGACUAUGGAUUCAAAGACUUUAUGAAGGAUGACAGGUUCAAUUUCGAACACAUGAUCCCACAACAGCAAAGAGGGGUUGAAAUGGGCGCAAGGCGUUUCCGCGUCAUGUGGGACAGGCGCGCAAAGACGGCUUUGUACAAGGCGAUGACGCUCACCGACUCAAUACGGAGUCUGGAGCACAACAUGCAAUUGGACUACAAAGCACCCCGUACCGUCGGCGACCUUUUCCCGCAUGUGGCUUUUGUGCAGCGCCUGGAUAUCGACGAAGCACUGGUGUCCAAACCGCCUACAGUAGAAAAGUAUGGGAUCCCGGAAGUGUCAACUCGGUCUCCGAAUUUCAAUUGAGAAAUAUGGCGUAUUUUUAUUUUAUUUUUUAAUCGGUCUCAAGAUAUUAUUGUUGUAUACUGCACAUGUUUGUUUCUCUCUCUCUUUUUUUCUAUUUUUUUUCUCUUCUCUCCUCCCUCCUCUGGCAAUAAAUGCACGAUUUAGUUUUCCACGGUUAUAUACAAGAAGAAAAA